GGUGCCACAUACAUCGCUUGCCUGGGAAGAGACCAAAAUUCGAAGUGCGGUUUCUGCUGAGCUCACAUGGCUUUUGCAUGACUGCAAAGUCGAAAAAUCUGAAGGUGAACCACUGACUCAAGAGGGGUAUCAUAUUGAAAAAAGAAAGAAAAGAGAUGGGGGGGACAGCCUGAUUACCACAUGCAAAUAUAAAAAAAGACAACCUCAACCAAUUGAACCACCGCCGGAUGGAGAAGCCAGCUGACACAUAAAGACGAGUCUCUGUGUUUAGGGAAGCUUGGGGCUCUGCUCCUUUUACUGCAAGAGAGCCUGAACUCAAUAAGUGCAAUUUUUUGAAGCAUGCCUGAGGGAUCCGGUCACUAUCAAGUCAAACUACAAACAGUAAAAGGUUGCUACCACGGCCAAAUAGCUCCUGAUAAUGGCAUCGCGGACUGAGGGCUUCACUGCACUCAAUGCCCAAGAAGGGGCCAAGACCAGGUGGCACUGCUAACAUUCUCUGCUGCAGCUAAUGAGUGGAAUUCACACACUAUCUCUUAUAAGGAAAAUUCUGAAGCCAUCAAAGCUACACACAAGGAACACGUCAUUUAGCACCUUCAUUUUCUGAUCCCUACACCCGACAAUGAGAAGUCACACCGCAACAAUGCCAACCACUUCGGCCUACAGCUGGCCUUGCUCUUCCCCGGAAGCGAACUUUACGGCUAAUCACAGCUUCCAAACGCCACACAUCACCUCAAAAUCACCAAAUGCUACCUGUGUCAUGGAUGAGAAACUGCUCUCUACUGUGUUAAUAGCAUCCUUCUCUGUUAUUUUCAUCGUGGGACUGGUCGGAAACAUAAUCGCCCUCUAUGUAUUUCUGGGUAUCCACCGCAAAAGAAAUUCCAUUCAGAUUUACCUACUGAAUGUAGCCAUUGCAGAUCUCUUACUGAUCUUCUGCCUGCCUUUCCGCAUAAUGUAUCACAUUAACCAGAACAAGUGGACACUUGGAGUGAUCCUUUGCAAGGCUGUGGGAACACUAUUUUAUAUGAACAUGUACAUUAGCAUUAUUUUGCUUGGCUUCAUCAGUUUGGAUCGCUACAUAAAAAUCAAUCGGUCUAUACAACAACGGAAGGCAGUAACAACCAAACAAAGUAUUUAUGUUUGCUGUAUAGUAUGGACAGUUGCUCUUGCUGGAUUUCUAACUAUGAUUAUUUUAACUCCUAAGAAAGAAGACCAUAAUUCCAAUAAUUCUACAAUGUGUUUCCAUUAUAGAGAGAAGAAGAAUGUCAAGGGAGAAGCAAUUUUUAACCUCAUUCUUGUGGUAAUGUUCUGGCUAAUUUUCUUACUAAUAAUCCUUUCGUAUAUUAAGAUUGGCAAGAAUCUACUGAGGAUUUCUAAAAGGAGGUCAAAAUUUCCCAAUUCUGGGAAAUAUGCCACCACGGCUCGGAAUUCCUUUAUCGUACUCAUCAUUUUUACUAUAUGUUUUGUUCCCUAUCAUGCCUUCCGAUUUGUCUAUAUUUUUUCACAGCUAAAUAAUCCACCUUGCUAUUGGAAGGAAAUCAUUCACAAAACCAAUGAGAUCAUGCUGGUUUUCUCAUCUUUCAAUAGCUGCUUAGACCCAGUCAUGUAUUUCCUGAUGUCCAGUAACAUCCGCAAAAUAAUGUGCCAGCUUCUUUCCAGACGCUUUCAAGGGGAAGCAAGCAGAAGUGAAAGCACAUCAGAAUUUAAACCAGGGUACUCCCUUCAUGAUACAUCCGCUGCAGCUAAAAUUCAGUCUCCUUCUUAAAUCACUUGAGGUAAACACAUUAAAAAGAACGAGAAAAUACAACAUCUUAAUGCUUCAAAGAACAGAAACCUAUGUAACAAAGCCCUACCAUUUGCAAAGCUCAGAUCUACUCAAAACUCUCUGCAUAGUUGUGACACUUCAUUUGCUUAGUUGUAUAUAUUUCAAGGGCAAGAAAACUUAUACUCAUCACUAGAUUUUAAAUCUGUAUGUAAAAUCUUUUCAAAAUAUGUUGUUAACACUCUUAACAUAGAUUUUAAAGUUAAGUGAAAUUUAUAGUUUUAACAAUAAAAUAAUUAAAAUGUAUUUUCACUAAGGUAGUUACUCAAAAUUAAGCACUUAAUAUUAGAGUGUGUUUAAAAGGUAAAUGAUUCGGGGGGGCACCUGGGUGGCUCAGUCAGUUAAGCGUCUGACUUUGGCUCAGGUCAUGAUCUUGUGGUUCGUGG
Suricata suricatta (meerkat) is the source of this 2205-nucleotide messenger RNA. RefSeq names its product G protein-coupled receptor 34 (gene GPR34). Bases 620 to 1762 code for a protein of 380 amino acids. The record is from RefSeq and is a predicted model, not a curated record. Gene Ontology annotation, cellular component: membrane. Gene Ontology annotation, molecular function: G protein-coupled purinergic nucleotide receptor activity. NCBI's taxonomy places the organism in Eukaryota, Metazoa, Chordata, Mammalia, Carnivora, Herpestidae. The transcript has 5 exons. Gene Ontology annotation, biological process: G protein-coupled receptor signaling pathway.